GGAGCUUUCGUCAUUUUGGCGGGGUCCAAAUUCGGACAACAAUCUGUCUUGAGCUGGAUUUUGGCCCAUACAGGACCCAAGAGAAUGUCUUAGGCAACAUAAGCAGACGAGCAGCCCCCAAAGACUCACUUGGAACAGGCUAUUGUUUACCUGCGAUAUAUACAAUUUCGCGAUCGUCCAAGCCCACUCCGAGUCCUCACGAUGAGCUCUGAAGCAAGAUUGUACACAUUCUCGCAAGAGACCAAGGAUCAUCUGCGCAAAUUCCGCCUGGGCACGUCGAGAGCCAGUGGUCCGCAAGCCGUGAUUUACCUAAUCGACAAGAAUACAAAGGAGAUCAAGCAGGAUGAUGACAAGACUGUCUACAAAUCACUCGACGAGAUCAGCGACGACUUGCCAGACCACUCCCCUCGAUUCGUGCUAUUGAGCUACCCCCUGACUCUUCCGGAUGGCCGCCUCUCGGUCCCGUACGUUUGUCUUUAUUACUUGCCUAUCACGACGAACGCCGCUAUGCGGAUGCUAUAUGCCGGCGCAAAGGAGCUGAUGCGGAAUACGAGUGAAGUUGGACGAGUGAUUGACAUUGAGAGCGCGGAAGAACUCGAGGAUAUCCCCAAGAAGCUCGCUAGCGAAUAGGGGGCUUAUGCUUAUACGUGCCGGGUGUGCCGGGUAUGUGCAGAGGAUGACCAUGUAGAGCGACCUCCAGGUGUUG
Messenger RNA from Pseudomassariella vexata, 706 nucleotides. RefSeq names its product GMF family protein. Gene Ontology annotation, cellular component: actin cortical patch. Gene Ontology annotation, biological process: actin filament debranching; negative regulation of Arp2/3 complex-mediated actin nucleation. Gene Ontology annotation, molecular function: Arp2/3 complex binding; actin binding. The record is from RefSeq and is a predicted model, not a curated record. Lineage: Eukaryota; Fungi; Ascomycota; Sordariomycetes; Amphisphaeriales; Pseudomassariaceae. The transcript is spliced from 4 exons. The coding region runs from base 202 to 630 and encodes 142 amino acids.